GCCCCGCCAGAGCGGAGCGUCGGGGAGGGGACGGGACGGGACGGGAGGCGGCCCGCCCGCCCCUCGGCCCGGCCCUCCUCCGGCCCGCCCCGCCCGCCGCCGCCCCGCCACCGCCCAGCCGCCAGGCGUCUCCCCGGGGCUGGGCACCGCUGCGGGUACGGGAGGAGCCGCCGCUGCGCUCCCCGGCCCAGCGCUGGGGGAGCGGGCGGUGCCCGCGGAGCUGGGCCAUGAGGUGAGCGGGGGCGGCAGGUUUCCUUUGCCUGAUCUGUAAACAUGUCCACAGACCUGCUAUGGUGUGAGGAUUGCGGUAAAAGCCUUAUAGGAGAAUGCAAACUCCACGGACCACUCAUCAGGGCUAAAGAUAGGGUUAUUCCUAGCCGAGCCCGUCUCACCCUACCUCAUUACCUCACUUUGCGAGUGUUGGAGCUGCGAGCUGGAAACCAGCAGAUCCUUGGAGUAUUUGCAAAGAAAGUAAUACAGAAGAGAACACAGUUUGGUCCUUAUGUUGGUCAACUGUCUACAAAACUGACCUGCUAUGAUGAGAGCAGGCUAGUCCUGCAGGUAUUGAAAGAUGGAGGGAAGUACUUCCUGGACACUCCCAAUGAAGACUGUGGAAACUGGAUGAUGUUUGUCCGGCUAGCCCGGAGCCAAGAAGAACAGACUCUUGUGGCUUAUCAGCACUGUGGAGAAGUCUACUUCACAACUGUUAAGCCAAUUGAACCCCACACAGAAUUGAAAGUAUGGUAUGCUGCCGAUUAUGCCAAAUUUAUGGAAGCUUCUGCAGUCUUCAUUAAAGAAGAAUCUGAUGUCUGUCCUUUGCCUCCAGUAACAAAAGAGCCUGUAGACCCUUGGAUAUGCUCCAGCUGUAGAAGCACUUUUGCAACUUUUGCUCUGCUAGAAUCUCACCAGUGCAUCCAUAAAGAUCGAGUCCUUACCACCAGGUUCAGACCACCAAAUAAACUGGGACCUGUAAAAGCAAAAAGUAAACUCAAAGGGAAACUGAGAGGAGCGGCAUUAGGCAAAAGCAUUACUCAGUGCUAUGGGACCAUUUCCUGUUCCUCUGCUGCAAAGCUUAGCUGUGCCAGCUCAGGAAGCAACUGUGAUGCUCUUGUAAGGUUUAUACCUAAAUGGAGAAAUGGCCGGUCUUCACUGUUGAAGGGAAGAGAAGUGAAGCAGCCAGACAGUUACUCUUGCCGACUCUGUGGGAAGAUAUUUGAUUCCAUUGACAAGCUCACAGUCCACUCUUAUGCGCACAAAGGGGAGCGCCCCUACAAGUGUUCACAGCACGGAUGCACAAAAGCCUUCAUUUCCAAAUAUAAACUGCUCAGGCACUCAGCCACUCAUUCUGCACAGAAAUCUCACCAGUGUGGCUACUGUGAAAAGACCUUUCAUAGGAAAGACCAUCUAAAGAAUCACCUUCACACUCAUGACCCUAACAAGAUGGCCUUCAAGUGUGAAGAGUGUGGCAAGAAGUACAACACCAAGCUAGGCUAUAAGAGACACUUGGCUCUUCAUGCAGCCACCAGCGGAGACCUUACCUGUAGGGUAUGUGCCCAGGAGUUUGGUGGUACUGAAGUUUUGUUGGAACACCUCAAAAGCCAUGCAGGGAAACCAACUGGCAAUACCAAGGAAAAGAAACAUAAGUGUGACCACUGUGAGCGUCACUUCUAUACCCGUAAAGAUGUGCGGCGUCACAUGGUAGUUCACACAGGCUGCAAAGACUUUCUAUGCCAGUUUUGUGCCCAGAGGUUUGGGCGGAAGGACCACUUGACUCGCCAUACUAGGAAAACUCAUCCACAAGAACUGCUGAAGAGCAGGUUGCAGAACGGUGAUUCAGUGGGUCUCCUUGACCAGCUUUUUCCAUUCAGGCUGAAGGAAGAUGCCAGCAUACUGUCCCCUUUUCCUGAAAGGGCCUCUGUGCAGAAUGGGAUUUUGAAUAGUUCAGAAUCAGGGGAAUACAACUGUUCACAUCUUCAUUCCCAGCCAAGCUUACAAACUGCUCUUCCUCUUGAACCUUCUCCUCAUUUGCAAAGGAUGGGCUGUGCAGACAGCCUUCCAGCUGUCCAUACCACACCAUGCUCAACAGCCAUUCCUGCCAACCUGAACAUUCAUCAGCCUAAUAAAUAUGACCUUAAUUCUACCUCAUGUGCAGCAGGAGCCCUCAAGAAUCUACCGAUAAAAGUGGAUGUUAAAGGUUACAACGUGCAUCUUCUUGAGGACCUGCCAUUACCGGAACCUCAAUCUCUCCACAAAAUCAGCCUGGAAGAAGCUUCCUCAGGGCCUGUAGGGGAUACUAACAAGUACCCAGUGCACAAGGAGACAGAGGGAGCAGCUGAAACUAUGAGCCUGCCUUUCAUGGAUCUCACUCAUGUGAUGAGUUUCUGGCAGCUCCCACCAGCUGACAACCAGAACACUACUGGGGACAUCACAAUGGCAUUUGGUCCAGAGGAACCGUCACAAAUGCUGAAUGGCCUCAGCCAACAGCAAGGUCUUCAGCUGGCAACUGGUGGGAUGGCCAUAAACCAGCUGCAUCAUCUUCCUCGCUCCUUUCCAUCCACUACAAAUUCUGUAACGUUGCCUCAUUUUCACCAUGCCUUCAAAUAACUAUCACCGUGGGGGUGGUUUUUUUCCUUCUGUUUUUAAGACUGUGCUUCUUACUUAAAUAUGUUAGGACGGGGUGGUUUUGGUUUGGUUUUGGUUUAUUUUUGAGAAAAACUGCCCCACAUGUUUUCAAAGCACGUUAUGAGCAUGGUAGUUUAAUUCAGGAUGUAAAUAAACAAGAAGCUCUAUUUUUCAUACUACUAUUAGUUUUUUAGCAUAUGACAAUAGCAGGACUAACAUAUUUCCCUCAACACCCGCUAUAUUUUUGUUUCUUACCUUUCACGCAAACAACUGUGUAAAUAACUUCAAUGAUAGCAAAGCAUCGUAACAGGCACAGUGAAACUAUGGCUGCUGCGGCAGGAGAAAUAGGGUUAGGGUGAAUGGGAAGAAGGGAGAAAUCACAUAAUAAUAAUUUUGAUGAGCCAUAAAUCACAGCAAAUUCAUACAUGUAGCAAAUGUAACAAACGAUUUAUCAACAUCACGUAGAUUUCUGUGAAGCACUUAAUUACUGGACUUUACGAAUCUUUAAUUUUAAUCAGAAUCAUUCCAAGAAUAAAUCUUACCUCCUUGUUUCACUUUUUAAAAUGAAGAUCGCUAUUGUGAUUAUGUUUAACUAGAUCUUGUUUUCUGAAACACACUUGAGCUGUGCACAUUUCCUGUAUUUUUUCCUAGGGCUGGAACAUAACUCCCACUUCUGCAUGACCAUGUAAGAACCAAUGUCUUGUAUUUGUGCUGUUUCCAGAAUGGGAAGCGAAUGGUCUCAAAGGUUAGAGCAAAACAUUAAUUGUCACUUAGAGCUGGAUCUGGCAAGGUAUCAGACACAGAAGGGUUGUGGUGGGGAGCCAGCACCGGGCCCUGUUCAAAACCAGGUUAUGAACCUGCCUCACAAGCAUCACCUGAAAUUUGUGGGUGGGUGUGGUAACAGUCAAGGCCAUUUUAAUCACAGGGGUUUUGCUCAGUAGCAUUGGGAGAGCUGCAGUUGGACUUCCAGCCUUUGUCUCUUCUAAACCAGAAUCACCGUGACUUUUGUUUUAUUUCCUGGGGUAAAUCGUCCAUGUACAUUUCCAGUUGACAGUGUGUUGGCGUGGCGGUCCUAUCACCUGAUGCAUGAACUGGCAGAAAUUGCAAAAAUCACAUCACCCAGUGGAUGACAUUAUUAAAAAACAAACUUUUUCUUACCUAACCCAUAAUUAUUAAAAAAAAAUAAUUGUGGUCUUAAUGGUGAUGUAGUUACUAAUAGAUUGUGUUGCAGCUAAAACAGACACAGAAUUUCUGAAUCUGAGUAAAUUCUCAAACCCAGAGAGCUACUUUUCCAUUAAAUCCAGAGAGAGUUAGUAGUACCUGAUGGUCAUUACAAAUAUAGCAUGAAGCAAGCAUAUUCUCUUCUCCCCCAUUAAUCACAGGAAUAUUUCCAGACAGCAUCAAAUAAAUAUUUUUUUAAAUGCUUGCUGUUUUGCUGUUAAUGAACUACACUGAGCUGAAUAUUCUUACAAGUUUAUCGGAACUUGGAUUAAGGAAAGGUGGUAUUCUUGCAAUUCAUGCAAGAAUAUGUUCUUCAGAUACACUGUUGAGGGGUAUUUUUUUGUUAUGAAAAUUUUUGGCAUAAGGCAAACCAGAAGGAAUUUUAAGAUCAUACUUGUAAUGACAACAGCAGGAGGAGGAGCAGGUGCUGCACAGUUCGUGCCCAGUUAGCAGCUAUUUAAGUUAUGAGUUCUAGAAUAGGGAGAAGGUUGCAAACAAUGUUAUAUGCACGUUCUACAGCUAGGCUCAUAUUUUCAUCUGGACUUGGAAAGGGGAUGUGUGUGUAUGUGUGUGUAUUCACUUUACUGCAUUUUUUUUUCCUUGUUCAUGCAAAUUGUAUUCACUUGGCUUCAUCCAAGCUUAUGUACUUGUAAAAAAAGAAAAAAAACCAACCCACCACACAAAUUUUGUAGCACUUCCUGAUCAUAUACUGUUAAUAGACAUUUUGUAAUUUUGGUUUGUGCUUCUAUAAGAGGUGUAACUAA
Messenger RNA from Phalacrocorax carbo (great cormorant), 4607 nucleotides. The record is from RefSeq and is a predicted model, not a curated record. Lineage: Eukaryota; Metazoa; Chordata; Aves; Suliformes; Phalacrocoracidae.